UAAAGGUGCUUCAUGAGGGGUUUGCAGAGCCCCAUCUUUGCAGUUUUGCUGUUAAUGACAUAAAAGCUGGUGAAGAAAUCAGAUACAACUAUGGAAAGAACGUUGACUUUUCUUGGCGAAAAAAGGUAGUUAAAAUUUAUUCUUCAUAACCAAAUUAGGCUCCAAAAAGUCACAUAUAUUUAAAUGAAGUCAAACACAUUUUUAAGUAUGCUCAUUUAUUUAGAUUUCUCAUCUUAGCUUCAUGAAUGUAAAAGGAAACUUUUAGCAUAAUCAUAAAUGUCUCAAACCAGGAUGUUUUAAACAGAAUCUUGUAGCAGAUAAGAAUUCAGAGAAACAUAAUUUACACAGUAGAUGCAAGAAUACAUGAUAUAUUUAGGUUUUACUCAAUAGUGUUUGAAUAUUUUUUAGAGAUUUUUAAGAUCAGGUAAAGGUAAAGACUUGUAUUUUGUUGUUGAAAUUUUGGUUUAGUUCGUUAUAGCUUCGCAAAAAUGCAAAAUGUCUGAAAGCUUGAACUUUGGAAAAGACAAGUGAGAUAUUUUUUAAACAUGUAGUUUUGCAUCUUGUUAGAUAUACUCUUUUCUUGUCCAGUUCCAUUGCAGAUACAGUUAUCUAAAAAAAGCAUUAAGUAAUAAAGAAAUCCUUGAUAUUUUAUAGUUAAGGCAGCCUCCUUAGACAAAGAAGAAACAAUUUUUAGAAAUACAUGUAAUUGUUUUGAAAACAAAUUCAAAAAGCAGUGACCAACACAGUUGCCAAAUGAAAUUUACUAGCUGUUUAUCUUUUAUGAUUACUUGUAAUCAUUUAUAGCAUUAUAUAUGAAAAAUUUAUCAAUUAUUAUUUUAGAUUUUUUAUUUAUACUUGAGUACUUAAUAUCGUGAAAUGGCCCCUAGACGCCUAGCCGCAAGAACGAUAAUUUAAAUGAGAUCUGAUGAAACACAGGGUGACCGAGGGGUUUUCAGCAUCAGUGAGGAAAACCAAAGGUAUAUAUUGGCAACCUGCACAGGAGAGACUGGGCUCUACACAGAGAAAGAUAGUCAUGGCUCUAGGACACCCAGUGAAACACUUGCAGAGGAUUCCAACAAAGAAAUGAGAACUGAUGAAACACAGGGUAACCAAGGAGUUUUCAGCAUCAGAGAGAAAAACCAAAGAUAUGUAUCAGCAACCUGCAUAGGAAUGUCUGGGCUCUACACAGAGAGGGAUAGUUAUGGCUCUAGGAUAACCAAUGAAACACUCAUUGAGGAUCUUGGCAAUGAAAUAAGAACUGAUGAAACAGAGGGUGACCAAGGAGUUUUCAGCAUCGGUGAGGAAAACCAAAGAGAUGUAUCAGCAACCUGCAUAGGAAUGUCUGAGCUCUACACAGAGAAAGAUAGUCAUGAUUCUAGGAUAACCAAUGAAAUGCUCCUUGAGGAUUUUGGCAAUGAAAUGAGAACUGAUGAAAUUCAGGAUGACCAAGGAGUUUUCAACAUCAGUGAGAAAAACCAAAGAUAUGUAUUAGCAACCUGCAUAGAAAAGCCUGGGCUCUACACAGAGAAAGAUAGUCAUGGCUCUAGGAUAACCAAUGAAAUGCUCAUUGAGGAUCUUGGCAAUGAAAUGAGAACUGAUGUAACACAGGGUGACCAAGGAGUUUUCAGCAUCAGUGAGGAAAAUCAAAGAUAUGUGUCAGCAACCUGCAUAGAAAAGCCUGGGAUCUACACAGAGAGGAAUAGUCAUGGCUCUAGUACAACCAAGGAAACACUCAUUGAGGAUCUUGGCAAUGAAAUGAGAACUGAUGAAACACAGGGUGACCAAGGAGUUUUCAGCUUCACGGAGGAAAACCAAAGAUAUGUGUCAGCAACCUGCAUAGGAAAGACUGGGCUCUACACAGAGAAAGAUAGUCAUGGCUCUAGUACAACCAAAGAAACACUCAUUGAGGAUCUUGGCAAUGAAAUGAGAACUGAUGAAACACAGGGUGGCCAAGGAGUUUUCAGCAUCAGUGAGGAAAACCAAAGAGAUGUAAUAGCAACCUGCAUAGAAAAGCCUGGGCUCUACACAGAGAAAGAUAGUCAUGGCUCUAGGAUAACCAAUGAAAUGCUCAUUGAGGAUCUUGGCAAUGAAAUGAGAAGUGAUGAAACACAGGGUGACCAAGGAGUUUUCAGCAUCAGAGAGGAAAAUCAAAGAUAUGUGUCAGCAACCUGCACCGGAGAGCCUGGGAUCUACACAGAGAAAGAUAGUCUAAAUUCUAAGACAACCAAUGAAAUGCUCAUUGAGGAUCUUGGCAAUGAAAUGAGAACUGAUGAAACACAGGGUGACCAAGGAGUUUUCAGCAUCAGUGAGGAAAACCAAAGAGAUGUAUCAGCAACCUGCACAGAAAAGCCUGGGCUCUACAGAGAGAAAGAUAGUCAUGGCUGUAGGAUAACCAAUGAAACGCUCAUUGAGGGUCUUGUCAAUGAAAUGAGAAGUGAUGAAACACAGGGUGACCAAGGAGUUUUCAGCAUCAGAGAGGAAAAUCAAAGAUAUGUGUCAGCAACCUGCACCGGAGAGCCUGGGAUCUACACAGAGAAAGAUAGUCUAAAUUCUAAGACAACCAAUGAAAUGCUCAUUGAGGAUCUUGGCAAUGAAAUGAGAACUGAUGAAACACAGGGUGACCAAGGAGUUUUCAGCAUCAGUGGGGAAAACCAAAGAGAUGUAUCAGCAACCUGCACAGAAAAGCCUGGGCUCUACAGAGAGAAAGAUAGUCAUGGCUGUAGGAUAACCAAUGAAACGCUCAUUGAGGGUCUUGUCAAUGAAAUGAGAACUGAUGAAACUCAGGGUGACCAAGGAGUUUUCAGCAUCAGUGAGGAAAACCAAAGAUAUGUAUCAGCAACCUGCAUAGAAAAGCCUGGGCUCUACAGAGAGAAAGAUAGUCAUGGCUCUAGGAUAACCAAUGAAACGCUCAUUGAGGAAACUCAACAUUCUAGGUCUAUUGGCUUUGUGUCAACAAGAAAAUACUGUAUAUAUGACGAAGUUAAUGCCUUUUGUUAUGCAAAAAGGAUUGAUUCUAUGCCAGUGUAUGAUGAUUAUGAAGGAGUUUUUCGAAUUUAUUUAUUCUCAUCGAAGAAAGCUUUGCAGACCAUUGAAUUUAUUGAAAGAAGAAAUUUAAAUGCAAUGUUUGUAAAUUUUGUAUAAUUUAGCCCAACAUGAAGGUAUUAAACUAAUUAGAUUGAUAAAACUAUUUUUCUGAAUAUGUUUUGGAAUUUUACUGCUAUUUCUGUCACAGUUUCUUGAUUUUUUUUACUUUUAAAUCAAUCAUCAGUGAGUGAAGAUCUUUUUUAUUGGGCUCAUGCUUUAAUUAUUAUGCUACAAUAUGGUGUGCAACAUGUAACACUUACAUGACAUACUAGAAGUUUAUCAGAAAAACAUUGACAAUGAAGACCACAGGAAUGAUGUGUUUGUCAACAAAUGAGAAAUAAACAUGAUAUUUUGAAUGCUAGGUUAAAUUGAUGAAUAUUCAAUCGAAUGCAUAUAGAACUUAAAUAAAAUGGAAUUGAGAGAAGGGUAAACUUAAACAAUUUAUUAAUUAAUACAAUAUAUUAAUUUUGUUUCAGGUAUCCAAAAAAAUUACUGUAUACAUACAGAACUUUACAAAAAGGUUUUUUUUUUUUCAUUUAUCAGAUUUGUUGAUUUUUUUUGAAUUUGUGCCUAUGCACUUUGACUUUCUAUGGAAACCAUUAUGACAUACAUGUAGCUACAAUUUUAGAAGCUGACCUGGAUUUUCAUGUACUUUACUGUACAAUGUAACAUUUUUUUGAAUGCAUAUUGGAUUUUGUGAUAUACACUAUUGAAAUAUUGAUUUUUUUAAAUUAAGUUUUCUGCUUAUACAUAUUAGUUUAAGUUUUCCUUUUAUGCACCAAGUAGUAAUAAAUGAAAUUAUCUUU
Messenger RNA from Magallana angulata, 3890 nucleotides. RefSeq lists its product as uncharacterized. The record is from RefSeq and is a predicted model, not a curated record. The coding region runs from base 916 to 3141 and encodes 741 amino acids. NCBI's taxonomy places the organism in Eukaryota, Metazoa, Mollusca, Bivalvia, Ostreida, Ostreidae. The transcript has 13 exons.